Molecule: messenger RNA, 1164 nt
Organism: Purpureocillium lilacinum
Lineage: Eukaryota; Fungi; Ascomycota; Sordariomycetes; Hypocreales; Ophiocordycipitaceae
Source: RefSeq, a predicted model, not a curated record
AUGCACGUCUCCCAGCACAAGACAAUGCAUCAGAGCUUCACUACCAACGCCGUUCCUCCAAAUACCUCCGGUACUCACGCCUUGGUGGCCUCUGCAGUUGCCCGCGCCCUCGCCCCGAGCACCGCCUUGCCCACCGAGCUGUCAUUUGCCUUGCCCAGCUCUCCCGUAAUCCACCGUCUCCAUGAAGUAGACCAUGUUCUCCGUCGCCACGUUGCCCGUCGCCCCGGGACUGUACGGGCAGCCGCCCAGGCCGCCCACGCUGCUGUCGAACGUCCGGAUGCCGUGCUCCAGCGACACCGCCGUGUUGACCAGCGCCUGCCCGUACGUGUCGUGGAAGUGCAUCGCAAUGUCCUCGCUCCGGAUGCCCGCCGCCGACAUGCACUUGAGCAGUGCGCUGGUCCGUGGUGCCGUGCCCAUGCCCGUCGUGUCGCCCAGCGAGAUCUCGUCCGCGCCCGACUCGAGCAGGUCCGUGGCGAUCUCAGCCACCUUGUGCGGGUCGACGUCGAAUCCCUCGAACGGGCAGCCCAGGACGACGGAGACGUAGGCGCGCACCCUCAGCCCGAGCGCCUUGGAGUCCUGGAUCACGGCCUUGAAGCGCUCCAGAGACGUUUGUAUAUCGCAGUUGAGGUUCUUCUGCGAGAAGCUCUCGGUCGCGGCCGCGAAGACGGCCACCUCGACGGCUGGCUUGUCGUUCGGGUCCAGCUGGCUCGAGAAGGUGCCGGGGUUCUGCUUGAGGAUGGCGGCCGCGUUCUGCAGGCCUUUCGUGUUUGGUGCCAGGAACGACCAGGUCAUCGGAACGGGGGCCUGCACCUUUUGCUGCAAAAGGUGCUCCAUGAUCUCGCUCGAGUUGGCCAUCUACCGAAUGGGGACCCAUUUGGGAGAAACGAAAGACCCCGCCUCAAUAGUCGAAACGCCUGUUCUCGCAAGGCGCUCAAUCAGGUCGAUUUUUGUGGCGAGCGGGAUAAUUGUCUUCUCGUUCUGCAGGCCAUCGCGCGGUCCGACCUCGACGAGCUUCACCCGGUUGCCGCCAGUGGCUUGCUGAGAGCUAGCUGUCGCGAAGCCUCGUCGCAGCUGGAAUUGGGAUCGCCUGCAGGCCCUGCACACAGCCGAUCGAAGGAGAGCCAUCGUGAACUCGCUCGAUUACCAGCGCCGACGUUGUUGUGA